Molecule: messenger RNA, 1532 nt
Organism: Polyodon spathula (Mississippi paddlefish)
Lineage: Eukaryota; Metazoa; Chordata; Actinopteri; Acipenseriformes; Polyodontidae
Product: eukaryotic translation initiation factor 2 subunit 1
Exons: 8
Coding region: 193-1140 (315 amino acids)
Cellular component (GO): eukaryotic 48S preinitiation complex; eukaryotic translation initiation factor 2 complex; multi-eIF complex
Molecular function (GO): ribosome binding; translation initiation factor activity; RNA binding
Source: RefSeq, a predicted model, not a curated record
CGCUGCUGCGCAGUAGCGAUGUACGGGCACGCUGAUGAACCGCUGUGACUGUCUGCAUUCAGGGGCUGACGCUGUUCACAUCGUUUAAUUUUAUUAACGCUUUACAUUAAAAACAUUGCUGAUACACAACGCGUUCAACCGCCGUCGUAGUAAUCCAGGUUACACAGUCUGCAACAGCAUUGAGAGCGAAGCAUGCCGGCACUAAGCUGUAGGUUUUACCAGCACAAGUUCCCUGAGGUGGAGGAUGUGGUGAUGGUGAACGUGCGCUCCAUUGCGGAGAUGGGCGCCUACGUCAGCCUGCUGGAGUACAACAACAUCGAGGGCAUGAUCCUGCUGAGCGAGCUGUCCAGGAGGCGCAUCCGCUCCAUCAACAAGCUCAUUCGCAUCGGCCGCAACGAGUGCGUGGUGGUCAUCCGAGUGGACAAAGAGAAAGGUUAUAUUGAUUUAUCUAAAAGAAGAGUUUCUCCAGAAGAAGCAAUCAAGUGUGAAGACAAAUUUACAAAAUCCAAGACUGUUUACAGCAUCCUGCGCCAUGUUGCAGAGGUCCUGGAGUACACAAAGGAUGAGCAGCUGGAGAGCCUGUUCCAGAGGACAGCCUGGGUCUUUGAUGAGAAGUACAAGAGGCCAGGAUAUGGAGCCUACGAUGCCUUCAAGCAGGCCGUCUCAGACCCAGCCAUUCUGGAUUGCCUUGACUUGACUGAGGAAGAAAAGAAUGUACUAAUUGAUAACAUCAACAGACGGCUCACUCCACAGGCAGUCAAAAUCAGAGCAGAUAUCGAGGUUGCCUGCUAUGGAUAUGAAGGAAUCGAUGCAGUUAAAGAGGCUUUGAGAGCCGGGCUGAGCUGCUCCACAGAGGCCAUGCCUAUUAAGAUCAACCUGAUCGCUCCCCCGCGGUACGUGAUGACCACCAUGACACUGGAGAGGACCGAGGGCUUGUCCGUUCUUAACCAGGCCAUGUCUGCCAUCAAGGAGAAGAUCGAGGAGAAGAGAGGUGUCUUCAACAUCCAGAUGGAGGCCAAGGUGGUGACGGACACUGACGAGACGGAGCUGGCUCGGCAGCUGGAGCGGCUGGAGAGGGAGAAUGCGGAGGUCGAUGGGGACGAUGAUGCUGAAGAGAUGGAGGCUAAAGCCGAGGAUUAAACCCCUCCAAACAAGGAGACCACAACCAGACCAACACACAACACAGACUGAACCCAGUAUUGAAUUCAUCCCAAAGUACUUCAGUUGAAAGUAUUCAAAAUACCGACGCAUAAACAAAUACACACAAAGCUGUUUAAUACCUAGGAUUUUAUUGCUGUGACUGCGGUGGCAGUGGCCUUCCCGAGUCAGACCCUUUCUAAAGAAGUUCUUACCAUUCUGUUAUUGAUGUUGAAUUUUCAGGGGAGGGAAGAGGCUGGGGAUUACAUUUCAGUCUGUCAGGAUUCAGUGCUUUAAUAUACAUAAAGUGCUUUGCAAUAAUGUUAUUGCAGUGGAGUCGUCCUCUGAUUGAAUACCUAUUAAACAAAUAAAGCUCUGGUACAUUUAAUUGAAAA